UAUCACUGCAUCACUGCAUCACUGACUACUUGACGUGGAAACACGGCCUGUUUGGGCGACGAGCGGCGAUCGCCGCGGCACGCAUGGUGAUCUGCUUGGGCAAUUGUGGCGGUGACUACCCUUUCCCGCCAGACUCUACUCGUAGUAAGCGAGGUGGUAUUUGGGCACCGUGGUGCCGAGUUGAGCGCUCCCUGCAUGCCAUUUCACUCCCGCCGCCACAGCACAGACCGGGCGUGGCGUGCAUGGCGUGUAUGGCGUGCGGGGCAACGUGCAAAUCUGCGCCGACAUGUCGUCCUGGAAAUCUCCUGCAAUCCUGCAAGACAAGCAACCUGCACGGCCUCCCCCCUUCACCUGACGGAGAGAGUUUCUAUAGUAGACGCACUGGAUCCUGUGAUCCUGGGAGUACGAUUCCAAACCCAACUUUGGUGUUUGCUUUCCCUCACCUACUUUCCUCCCUGCCGUCCUUAGCCGCAGGCAUGAGCGCGGGCUGCACCCGGUGGCGUCAGCUAGCAUGCCCCGCCAGUUGGCCGUGGGGUGGGCUGGGUGGCAGACGCCGCCGCUGGGAAAUGGGGAGCCUCCGAGACCGGACUCAUAUCGUGGGCGUGCCUGUACCUCGAGGAGCAUGGAGCAGCUGACUCUGUCCGUUCCGGACGGAGAUUCACGUGUUUCGUCCGCCAAACAGACUGGUGAGCACGACUCUCCGCCGCGGACGAGCGGGUGCUGGGUGAACCGUGUGUCAAACGUGUCAAGCGUCUGUCUGGUCUGCGAUCUGCGUGUCCUCGGCCCGCGGUCGCGGCGGCGGUCGCUUAUCAUAUCGGAGGAGACGGCGGCCGAGGCGGACAGCUGGCGAUGGCCGGCGGCGGUGAGAGUGGAAGCGUGCCUGGUUCCUGUGGAUUGAGUGCCUUAUU
Cutaneotrichosporon oleaginosum is the source of this 908-nucleotide messenger RNA. RefSeq lists its product as uncharacterized. NCBI's taxonomy places the organism in Eukaryota, Fungi, Basidiomycota, Tremellomycetes, Trichosporonales, Trichosporonaceae. The record is from RefSeq and is a predicted model, not a curated record.